CACGCAAGCUUAUAGCAGAAAUGCAGAGUAUUCGUUUAAACCAAAAAAAUACUGAGUAUAACGACAUUUCUUUGCGAGGCAGCAUUACUGCUUUGUUUUGCAAUUGAAGUCGUACCUUGGUACGCUGAAGAUUUCCAUUUGCCCUAAAGUUAUUGCACUGGUAAGCUGCAACCAUGUUUCGAUCAAAAAUUGUAAAAACAGCGCGCUAUGCGGCUGCCUUGGCGAUUUUAUUCAUCUUCGCAACUUGGUAUAAUGGUGCUAUUUUCAUCACCGGCCGCGACGCGGCUGCUCAUGGCUAUCCCUUCCUCGUCUCCGUACAGCGAUGGAACGAAACGACUGCAUCGUGGGUCCACACCGCUUCGGGAAUCUUGGUACACGGCAAGAAAGUUGUAACUGCGGCUCGUGUUUGUACCGCAUUCAGAGAUUAUAACGACAUAGUCCGGUGUUCGCUGGGACGCCACAACUUAGAAGAGGAAGAGCAGAGCACAGUGAACAUCAACGUAUCUUCUUACCACUGCCACGACAAGUUCAGUCAAUCCCCAUGCAGACACGAUAUUUGCCUACUGAAUCUAGCAGAGAAAAUAUCCCGAUUCACGCCUUGGAUGAUGAGGGCACCUUUCAGUUUCGCGCAUGGCUUGCCGUUUCCUGGAAAUUGCAGGCUGCCGGGAUGGGGCUCGUCGAUGGAGCAUAAUGAAACGUACUCGCCAAUCCUACAAGAAGGCCAUAUUGUUCCCUUAACACCAUUCGAGUGCAAAACGCUUGAUCCAGAAAUCUUUGAAUUCAACUGGUGCGCCUAUGGCCAAGAGUAUCCAGGUCCCGGGGACAAUGGCAGCCCCCUCAUUUGUCGCGCUCAGUCCCUGUGGUCGAAUGAUCAAGUGGUUGCAAUGCAUUCGUGCGGGAUGCCAGAAAUUCCGGGGAAGAAACGCUUAUCUUACUACCUGAACCUGGCUUAUUACCGGCCCUUCAUUACUGCUGACCCUGUACCGAAUCAGUGUCGCAUCGACUGAUACCGCUUAAUAGUUGAUGCAGCAGUUCCCUUUAAUAGCAUUCAGUAGAACAUUAAUUUUUCAAUACGUACUUGUUUUGGUGCAUGUAAAACCGGUGCAUGUUUAGCUCCAACGAUAUCGUCCAGUAAGAGUCGUAUUACGUGUAUCGCUCUCAGUCUUUAUAGGCACGUUUAUAUAAAAUGUUGGUAAAUACCUGUUGCGGUGGGAAAUGAUUGCGAGUGCGAAUGAGCUACCAGUAAACGAAACAGUUAGAAUGUGUUGGUUUUUCUAAGCAGUGUUUGGUAAUUUUGU
Molecule: messenger RNA, 1298 nt
Organism: Paramacrobiotus metropolitanus
Lineage: Eukaryota; Metazoa; Tardigrada; Eutardigrada; Parachela; Macrobiotidae
Product: chymase-like
Exons: 4
Coding region: 174-1007 (277 amino acids)
Biological process (GO): proteolysis
Molecular function (GO): serine-type endopeptidase activity
Source: RefSeq, a predicted model, not a curated record